Messenger RNA from Cyclopterus lumpus (lumpfish), 8032 nucleotides. RefSeq names its product Nance-Horan syndrome a (congenital cataracts and dental anomalies) (gene nhsa). The record is from RefSeq and is a predicted model, not a curated record. Bases 200 to 4483 code for a protein of 1427 amino acids. The transcript has 9 exons. NCBI's taxonomy places the organism in Eukaryota, Metazoa, Chordata, Actinopteri, Perciformes, Cyclopteridae. Gene Ontology annotation, biological process: lens development in camera-type eye; cell differentiation.
UGGAGCAGAUGACCCGGCGCAGCGGCCAGGAGCGCAGCAGUCCAGGAGAGGAUGGGGGGCAUCGGCAGCAGCUGAACCCCGCGGACCCGGACCAGGGGCCGAGGAGGGGCCAGAACCGCUCACUCUUUGGGUCACUUUUUCUUUCUUUUCUUUGGAUUUACCCUCCGGUCCUGAACCGAUCCGGUCCUGAACCGACGACAUGCCGUUCGCCAAACGGCUCGUGGAGCCGCAGCUGCUCUGCAGGCGGCGGCCCGCGGACCCGGAGGCUCCGCCGGUCGAGGACCUGGUCUCCGUGAGUAACGUGGCUCUGUCCCGGACCCUGCGCCAGCUGUCGGACCUGGCCAAGCACGCGUGCUCCGUGUUCCAGGAGCUGGAGGACGAGCUGGCGGCCACCGGCCUGCGGGUCCGCGGGCUGCAGAGCCGGAUCACCGGAGUCCAGCAGGGCUGCGCCGAGCUGGACCCGAAGCAGGAGGCAGUGCCGGUGUCUAACCUGGAUGUGGAGAGUAAGCUGACGUCACACUACCGAUCCCCGUGGCUCCAGCAGAGGAACGUCCUCCGACCGUCCAGCCGGCCGGCAUGCGUGGUGGACCUCCACAGGCAGGCCGGCCUCAGCCUGUGGACCCCCCACCGAGAUCUCCAGAGGAGACGAUCGGGCAGCAGAGAGCGCAGAGUAACCAUCUCCAUCCCGCCGGUGACCCCGAUGCCCUCUCGCCCCCCCGCACCCACCGACCGGCGCCCGGAGAGCCCCGACUCGACGGCGUUCACCCGCUCAUCCUCCCCUACCGAAUGUUGCAGCUUCUCCCCCUGGAGCAGAAAGGCCGCGCCCCCCGACGCCGUCGAUGAGGAGGAGGCGUCUCUGGGCCACCGGCACAAGUCCCCCGUCCCCAACCCCCCCACCACCCUGGACCGGCAGACCAACUGGUCCGGCGCCCUGCCGCUGCCCACCCCGGAGGAGCGAAUGAAGACCAGUUCCCUGGUGGUCCCCUCGUGUGUCAUCCCCAUCAACGUGACGGGCGUCGGCUUUGACAGAGACGCCAGUGUGCGCUGCUCGCUCGUCCACUCGCAGUCGCUGCUUCAGAGGAGGAGGAAGCUGAGGAGGAGGAGGACCGUGGCCGGCGUUCCCCGACAGGUGCAGCGAGAUCUGGACUCCGACGGCUCUCCUGGCUCCAGAGAGCGAGCGGUGGUCGUUCGCAGUGCCGGCGCCGCGCCCUCCACCGAGGAGCUGGACGGACACCCCACCCGAGACUCCGGCUGCCAGACCGAAGACUUCCUGGUCUCGGGACCGCCGUCUCGGAGGAGGAUCAGGUCCCAGAGAGGCCAGGCCGUCUCCCUCUCGGUGGGCGACAUCCUGUUCCUGUCGGACGACGCCGACGCCAUGUUCACCGCCUCCGUGGGCGCACGCCUGCGCUCCCGGAGUCUGCCCAGAGACGGGAGCCGGGCGACGGACGACGGGCGCAGCGAUGAAGACGACGACGAGGAGGAGGAGGAGGAGGACCUGUCGCCCUUCGACGCCGAGGACUUCCUGCCCAGACCCGGGGAUCUGAUCCUGAAGGACGGAGAGGAGAGCGUGGGCGACCGGGCCGCGUCCGACCGCCAGCUGAAGUACAAGCAGCUGUCAGAGAGUCCGGAACGCAGCUGGAUGGCGAGGACCAGGUCCCGGCUGCCCAGGAAGACCGACAUGGGCAGCUGCGAGAUCUCGUCCAGCUCGGACACCUUCAGCAGCCCCGUCCAUUCCGUCUCCGCCGCGGGGGUCCGGAUGGACCACAAGGAGGACCACCAGUCCUCGAGCGGGAACUGGAGCGGGAGCAGCUCCACCUGCCCCUCUCAGACCUCGGAGACGAUCCCGCCGGCGGCCUCCCCGCCGCUGACGGGCUCCUCACACUGCGACUCGGAGCUCUCGCUGAACGCCGCCGCUCACCACCAAGACGACCACACUGGCUUUCUGCUGGACCACUACCAGGGUCUCAGGACUCAGCGGGCGGGCUCCUUCUCCUCCACGGCUAUGGACAUAUUGGAGGAGGCGGGGGUCAGCGCUCCCAUGGAGGAGGAGUGGAAUUACCCCGAUGUGGAGUCCCGGCGGCCUCGGGACUUCAGCCCUGAGCCCAACCGGGAGGUGGAGAGCAGCCUGGGCUGCCCCAGCUUCACCAGCAUGGCCACUUGCGAGAGCAGCUUCUCCGACAAGCCGCCCUCGGAGAAGGCGGACGCCGUCUCGCACUACUCCGUGGACACCGAGGGCUACUACACCUCAAUGCACUUUGACUGCGGCAUCCAAGGAAGCCGGAGCUUCUCCUACGGCUGCGAGUCGGACUUUGGCGGUCACAUGACCCUGGGGCGGCGCUGCCUCUCUUUGAGGAAACCAAAGGCCAAGCCGAGUCCGCCGAAGAGGAGCUCGUCCUUGAGAAAGAUAUGCAGCGAGGGACACAUCCCCGACGACAAAGAACCAAAUAUGUCUUCUAAGGAGAGGAAACUGCAGCUGGUUUUGUCCAACCCGGUGGUCAAAGAGCCUCUCGUGGUCUGGGGCGUCGAGGGCUUCGCCAAUCUGCCCGACUUGGGAGCGUUCGGCGCCACGGACGCUCGUUCGUUUAAGGACGAGGGCGUCGUGCAGUCGGACUACGCAGAUCUGUGGCUCCUGAACGAUUUAAAGUCCAGUGACCCGUACCGGUCGCUGUCGAACUCCAGCACGGCGACGGGCACAACCGUCGUCGAGUGCGUCAAGUCGCAGGAGAGCUCCGGGUCUCAGUCGUCGCAGUCCGGCUCCAGGGCCACUACCCCUUCUCUCCCGCCGGCGGAGGGAGACUUCAAGCUGCCGUCUCCGGAGAAGCUGACGGGCCUGACCAGCCCCUCCAGCGGAUACUCCAGCCAGUCGGAGACCCCGACUUCCUCGUUCCCCUCCGCCUUCUUCCCCGGACCGCUGUCGCCGUCCAGCGGCAAGAGGAAGCCCAAAGUCCCCGAGAGGAAGUCGUCUCUUUCGUCGCUGUCGCUGCAGCCGCUCUCCUCCUCCAGGAGGGACCUGGAGCUGCCCAUCAUCCCUCCCUCCCACCUCGAUUUCAGUGCCCUACCGGGUGUCUGCGUACCCAAGUCCUCGGCGUCCAGGACCCAGAUUCAAUUCCUUCACCAAAACAAACUCAAACCUCCUGUGUCACCCAAACCCGCUCAUCCCAUGUUCAUCACCCCCACGGCGCUGCAGUCGGUGCAGCUCCGAUCCAUCGGCAAGGGGCACGAGGAACGCCGCGAGGACAAAAACCCUCCGGCGGUCACCGAGAACUUACCCGGCACACUUCUUCUCUGUGGUAACUCUGCGGAGUUCAGGAGUCCCUCGCAUCUGCAUCGUCCGCCCUCCGACGGGUCGUGUGAAUCCUUGUUCACCUCCAACGAGGAGCUCGCGGUUGAGGAGUGUCGGAGUGAGACGAGGGACUCGCCGGACCGAGAGGAGGUGGCGUCCAGACCGCGGUCGGAGACGUCGGCGGACGGGUACGAAGGAGAGACAUGCACAGAGUCGGCAGAAACACCCGAGGCUUUACAGCUGCAAAGAAGUGAGGAAGAAGAAGAAGAGGUGGCGGCUCUCUGUUCAUCCAACGGUCCUGAUAAAGCACCUUCGUCUGACGGCCAAUCGGAGUCGUGGGAGGGGAGUCCAAUCGGCGACGAAGGUAGCAGAGAGGAGGAGUGUGAGUCCCCAGGUGCUUCAGCCCAAAGUGCCUCGCAGGACGGCAGGGAGGAGUCCACACCAGUCAGUGGAGACUCAACGGCCGGUGACAACUUGGCGUCUCCUCUGGUGGACGAGUCCCGGCCCGAGGAGGACCACGUGUUCCUGUCCCCCACCAAGGCUCGGACCACCGAGGAUCUGUUCGCUAUGAUUCACAGGUCCAAGAGGAAAGUGUUGGGCAGGAAGGAUUCCACAGAGCCGAACGCGAGGAACCGCCUCGCCGCCGCACCGGGGAACACGCCGCCCGGCAGCACUGGGAGCUCCCCGGUCUCGCUGGUGUCGCCGCCCUCCGCCGUAACCCCGCCGGGCCUGCACAGAGUGUCCGGAGCCAUCUUCAGGAGCGCCAAGAAGUCCAGUACCUCCAACGAGGAGUUCAAACUGCUGCUCCUGAAAAAGGGCAGCCGCUCCGAGACCAGCUACCGCAUGUCGGCGACGGAGAUCCUCAAAAGUCCCGUCGCUCCUAAAUCCCCGGCAGACUCCCCGAUGGAUUCACCCAGACGGCCCGAGGAGCCCGACUCCCCCUUGCAGCACCAGUCGGGACCGGAUCGGCUCUCCAGCCCCUACCCCAAAGCCAACGCCGAGGGCUUCUCCCCGAAAUCCUUCCCCUCGUCUGCCGCCUCCAGGCAGGGCCGCCCCAGAAUCCCGCCGCCUGCCAACAGCAGCCGGUACGGCGCCCGCGGCAGACUGUACCCGGCGCCCAUGCAGGCCAUCUCCGAGGGCGAGGCGGAGAACUCUGACGGAAGUCCUCAAGACGACCGCUCGCCUCGGGGCUCCACGUAGAAAACGGAGAGAGAGGUAUGGAAUGGUGUUAGUUUACAGUAAACAAGUUUAAAAAAAUGGACCAGAAUGAGUUCUAAUAUAUAUUUAAUAACAGUUUGUUUAAAAGAAUAAUCAUAGUUUGACUAAUUUUUAAAGAUGUCUCCUUUUGGUUAUUCUGUGUUUAAAACUUUAAAACUAUUUUAUACACGGUAUGUAUCAGAAUUACACUCGUGAUAUGAACACAUGAUUGACGAAUGCAAACGAUAAGCAAACCGUUAUUUAAUAAAGAACAGGCUUACGUCAGAGUCCUGCACGGGCCGGAUUUUCAAGAAUAGAAAAGCAGAUCUUAUCGUAACCGACGCUCUAAUAAUGGUCAUGCGUGUCGGGCGGAGAUCGGAUAUUUUACAACGAAGGAAAAUUCCAGAGGUGACCCAGAUUCAAAUCCUUCACCAAAACAAAUGCAGACAAAUUAAAUGUAUAUUUUUUUGCUCCUUCUUAUGAAAUUGAGGAGCACAUAAUGCGUGAAUAAUGGAUCCAUUAAAAUGAAAUGUUUACUCGUUUAGCGGCUGGCUACUUAGCUAGCUAUUCUGCUAAUCCCACCACCAUGCCAUGCUACGGUUGCAGAACAUAGAACAUGAACUGCUGGACUUUACUUUAACAUGUCGCCACACGUCAUUGUUUUUAAACUUACCGUUUAAUUAGCUUAUGCUUAUUUAUAGUGCUAAUGCUAAUCACUAGCAUGCAGACUAUUGCUGUAAAGGGUCUUUUAUGGGGACAAAACACCUUAUAAACUCUUAUUAACGUUUGUGAAUUUGAGUUUGUGUGAGGAAAGCUGCCUCCAGAUCAGCCAAUAGCUAAAUACAAGUGCAUUAGCCCGUUUAAACCAGUAGGGGGCAGCCGCGAUACAUAUUUACAACACAUUGUCGAUAUUCAAACACUUUGCACUAAAAUGUGCAGUUUAGGACCUGCAUCCAUCACAACACUACGAAAUACAGAAAGACAACGUGGUUUGAGGGUUUAGUUACUCUUUAAAUAGAACUUUCUGAUUAUUAUUUUUAAUAAUUCUAUUUGAUAUUAAUUCAAAACCUGCCAUCCGACCUGCAUGUUCUUUAAAUCACUCGCAGCCAAACACGGAAAUGAAACGAAGACAAAAUCCGACCCGGUGCAGAACUUUAAGAAACGUGUAUUUAGUGCUUAGUGUUUAGUGUUUAGUUUAUGGCACAUUACUCAAGCCUUCCUUCAGUAUGUUAAUGUCCAAUCUGCUGUCAGUCUCAGAGUUUUUAUCUUGGAAAACUAGAAGAAAUAUAUUGUCUGUAUAACUAUGUAUUCUGUGAAUACCUAUGCAAUUAUAGACAGACACAAUUUUACAAAUCAUUUUGAUAACCCCCCCCAACUGAUUGAGAAACAGCAGUGGAAAAAUAAAUGUAAAAGCCUCAAUGCAUCUAUUAUCUAUUCACACGGGUGCGUUUGUAUAUUUUACUUUUAAAAAGAACUAUCGUAAAUGAAAUCAAAGAUGACUCUUACUAUAUUUUUAAGGAUUCUCAUGCAAUAAGACGAGUAAUUAAAGGUCGCCAAUCUGAGGAGGCGUUAACAUGGGAGAUAAAACAAGUGAUCAAAGAGUCCGAGGAGGUGCAACACGAGAGCUGUAAGAGAACAAGGAGGUCAUGUGUUGGGGUCAAAGGUCAUGUCAUGGUUCGUGAAUUGUUGAAGGAGGCGAGUGGAAAAGUGUUCAGGAGGAUCAAAUAUGAUUAUUUUACUCAGCCAGAGACAGGAAGUGGUUUUCUGGGUUUGUUUUGUAGAAGAUGUUAAAUCUGGAGCCGGGUUUUCAUCUGUGAUGAAGCAGAAGGAAGUUCUGGAUUCAGAGACGUGGCAUUUGUUGCUUGUCUUGUUUUUUUUGUUUUUCUUAUUCCAAAUCGAAAAUACGACCGGCGCCGGUUUCUGUGUCGCAACAAUCGAAAUAUAUUUAUUUUUUGUAACCGACACAGAAGCUCCCUCAUCUUGGAUGAACCCCCAACUUUAAAUGCAACAAAAUGCUUGUAUUAUUAAUAACAGAUAGUUCAGGUAGUUAUUUUGUUUAUAACAGGAAAUGAUACAUAAGCCAAGAACCGCUAUUUUUAUGGGGAUCAUAAGUUAAUUGUGUCGUUAUCUCAAAACAACAUAACGUUGUUGCUUCAUGAGCACAAGGCCAGCUAAAGAUGACUGAGGUCAUCAGCUGACACUAAAACAUAUAAUAAUACAUAUUAUAUACACACUACUUCCGGUUUUCAAAAAGGAUGCAAAACAAAAUACACGUAUGGAAAUGAGAUUUAUUGGAUCAUAUUUACAAGGAGGAUAAAAGAUGUUGCUUGUGCCUCUUUAGAUAUUAAAAAGAAAAUACCACAACAUUUUGAGGGUAAAUGUCUUUCAUCUUAGAAAUUAAAUGACUAAUUCCCGAUAAUGACGGAUUUAGUUUUUACCAUAUGAAGUUGGAGGUGUUCCAAAGUGGAAGUCGCACAUCAUCUACCAAUCAUCCAAUUAAUCUUAUUGCCAAAUGUGUAUUUUGUGAUCACUUAUUACGAUUUUACACAAUUUUGAUGCCAUCUUGAAAACCGUGACGUCAGGAUGUCGGAGAAAGCGACGACUCGACCGCGUCCAUCGACGCUCGCCUUUAAGUUUGAAGAGGAAACGACAAUUCCUCCAGAAAACAAGUCGAUUAUCUCGGUAAAGAAACAAUUACCUCGUUAACUUGAGACGACGGCAUGAAGCCGCUCAUUGAUGCCAUUAAAAGAUGAUGAGGUUGUAGUUGUUGACCUCUUUGUUCUGUCCCACACAUUCACAGUUAUAUGGUAGUAAAUGGCGUUUAUUGCAGCGAUGCUACUCAAUCUCUAUGCAGACGAUUACGCAGUCUCUGUCGCCGUGCCGCCGUACAGGUACGCUGUCAACAUCAAUAAACAUCAACGCUGUAAACAUCAAUAAACGUCAACGCUGUAAACAUCAAUAAACGUCAACGCUGUAAACAUCACCUUCUUCUCGGGCCCAAUGACACUCCUUACUGACGCCCACUGACAGGGUGGACGAUAUGUCUGAACCUUCAUUCCAACCGUUUUGGGGUUUUUUUUGCACUGAUACAGUGAAGUUUGUGAAGAUGCGUCUGUCUCUCGCUGUACCUGCAGAUAUUUAUAGAUUUAAAAAAGCUGUUUUAAUAAUAUCCACACUCUGAGCGGCAUUGAACUGUUAUUUCUGUGAAGAAAGACUUCUGGUACUCGAUGCAUUUUCAGAUUCCAGACCCAACGGACAGACUUCAGAUCUGUUUGGUGUCAGCUUUGUAUUUUCUUUUCUUUUUAAUGUACAAACUUGUAAAUACAAUAACUUUUGGAAUUGUCACAAAAGGUUGAAUUGUUUCUUAUGUAAAAAAAACAAAAAACAAACAAGAAAGAUGUUUUCAACGUUUACAUAGAUUUUCAAACCUUUGUAUAUUUUUUCGAGCUGUGGAACACUUGGUCUUGUAUUUAUUUUUUAGUAAGCAUUGUGGGCAUCCCAUAGUAAAUCCUAUCAAAGUGCUCACAGGACAGGUUAGCAAAUGUGUUAAAA